Messenger RNA from Myiozetetes cayanensis, 664 nucleotides. Its product is annotated as ubiquitin carboxyl-terminal hydrolase 42-like. Gene Ontology annotation, cellular component: nucleus; cytosol. The record is from RefSeq and is a predicted model, not a curated record. NCBI's taxonomy places the organism in Eukaryota, Metazoa, Chordata, Aves, Passeriformes, Tyrannidae. Bases 1 to 627 code for a protein of 208 amino acids. Gene Ontology annotation, molecular function: cysteine-type endopeptidase activity; cysteine-type deubiquitinase activity. The transcript is spliced from 6 exons. Gene Ontology annotation, biological process: regulation of apoptotic process; protein deubiquitination.
AUGGCUCUGCCACAAAGGAUCCUCUUUCCCCCAGAGAAGAUAUGCAUGGACUGGCAGCAAAGACAGAGACCUGGAGCGGGACUCCUCAACCUGGGAAAUACUUGCUACAUCAAUGUCAUCCUGCAGUGCCUGACGUACACACCCCCUCUGGCCAACUAUCUGCUCUCUCAUGAGCACAGCCAGUCAUGCCAACAGCAAGGCUUCUGCAUGAUGUGCAUCAUGGAAGUACACAUUAGGAAGGUCCUGCAUUCCUCAGCCAGUGCCAUCCUGCCUGGGGCUGUUCUCAGGGACCUCAAAUUCAUAGGAGAAGAGUUUGAGUAUGGCAGGCAGGAAAACGCCUAUGAGUUCUUGCGCUGUGCUCUCAGUGCCAUGCAGAGAGCUUGUCUGAGUGGCAGCAGCGACAUGGACAUCUCUUCACAAGAAACUACCAUCGUGCAUCAAAUAUUUGGGGGCUUUAUGAGAUCCAGAGUCACAUGCUUGAACUGCCAAGCAGUUACUGAUUCCUACAAGGCCUUUCUGGAUGUCUCUUUGGAUAUCAGAGCAGCCUCAUCCCUCACCACAGUUCUGGAGGACUGUGUGACACCCAGGGAGCUGGAUCUGAAAGAAUGCUUCAAAUGUCGCAAGUAAGAUGAUUCCCAACAACAUAAUAUCACCAGAUCCUGCA